AUGGGCCUCUUCUCCCGCGUGCUCAAGUCACGCAAUGCGUCGUCGUCGCCGGCUUCCCAUGCAGGCGCCAAGCCGCGCCGCCGGCGCUCGUCGGCCGCCAACGGGUCCAGGCGGCGGAGGAAGCGGGUCGACUUUGCGCAGGCCGGCUCUGCUGGCUCAUCGUCCGCCGCGAGCGACUCGUCGACGCCAGUCUCGGCUUACUCGGCCUCGGCAUGGGGCUCGGGUAGCUCAGGAAACUGCUCGUGCUCGGGCGAGACGCGGUACUACGGCUCGUUUGUGCCGUACCAGGCCCUGGCGCCCGAGUCUGGCUCGGGCGGCUCGGGCGGCUCGUACGAGUACGAGUACGCCUCGUGGACCGGCGACUCGGACUCGGAUCUGACCAAGGCCGUCUUCCCGCAGGAGGCUAACCUCCUUGCCCUCAACGCCAAGUACGUCUUCCGUGAUCGUAUCUACCAGGGCGAGGACACGGUGGUGUACAAGGCCCUCCAUCGCGAGAACCCGGGCAAGCUCCUCGUUGUCAAGAUCAUCGACGACGACCGCUACACCGACGACGAGCCGCCCAAGGAGGUUGCAAACCUGCUCACCCUGCAAGGCCACCCGUGCAUCCCCGACCUCCUCGACUGGGCCCCGCUCCCGGCUACGGGCUGCUACGCCAUCGUCCUGCCCUUUAUCUACGCCUCCUCGGUCCUCUCCUCCGAGCACGGCCUCGUCGCCACAUACCUCUAUGACAUCCUUCGCUCGCUCGCCCACGUCCACAAGCGCGGCGUCAUCUACCGCGACGUCAAGCCCGACAACAUCCUCUUUGAUCGCCGCCGCCGCCGCGCCAUGCUCGUCGACUAUGACUGCGCCGCCCCCUACGACGACAACGACCGGCCCACAAGGUGUUACGGCACUCCGGGCUACAUGGCACCCGAGGUUGCCUCUGCCUCACGCCGAGAGCGCGGCUACUCCACAAAGGUCGACAUCUACUCGGCCGGCAUCGUCAUGCUCGAGCUCCUCCUCCACGUCCCGCCCUCCUCCCGCCGCGGCUUCCGCUCCCAUGCCAAGGUCCGCCAGGCUCUUGAUGCCAAGAAGGCCACCGAUCCUGACGACUACAACUCGCCGGCAUGGCGCAUCGUUCGCUCCAUGCUCGCCUCCGACCCUGAAAAGCGACCCACUGCAAAGCGCGCCCUCCGCCACGAGUACUUUGCCCUCAAUCGCGACAACAUCGAUGAGACCCGUGCUGUCGCCACAGUCGUCGCUAAGCGACGCACCCACUCCAAGUCCAAGUCCAAGGCCAAGGCCAAGUCCAAGUCCAAGGCCAAGGCCAAGUCCAAGGCCAAGACCAAGACCAAGACCAAGGCCAAGUCGGGCUCAAAGUCCAAGUCGGGCUCAAAGUCGGCCAACUCGCGCCGCUCACGUUCGCGUUCGCGGUCUCGCUCCCGUGUCUCACAUCUUCGCUAAACUCUGUAUCCUU
This is a messenger RNA of Thecamonas trahens ATCC 50062, 1456 nucleotides long. RefSeq names its product serine/threonine protein kinase. Lineage: Eukaryota; Apusomonadida; Apusomonadidae. Gene Ontology annotation, cellular component: nucleus. Gene Ontology annotation, molecular function: ATP binding; protein serine/threonine kinase activity. The transcript has a single exon. Gene Ontology annotation, biological process: mitotic DNA damage checkpoint signaling; protein phosphorylation. Bases 1 to 1443 code for a protein of 480 amino acids. The record is from RefSeq and is a predicted model, not a curated record.